UUCCUGGUUGGGAAGGUGAUCCAGAAAUGAUCUCUCCGGGGUACAAAACCGUCAUCCAGGGUGAAGCCUCAGAAACCGACUCGGAGGAAGAAAUCAAUUGUUCUGCCUCCUAUCAAGCGGCUUUCGGCAGCCCUUCGGGAGUGCAAGUCGCUGGGGAAGCCUCUGAAACAGACGAGGAAGACGAAGCCCAAAGUCCUGCUGGAUCGAAAACUGAGGCUAAAUUGAUCGCGACAGAUUUACCUCCCCUGAUCGUUUACAAGAACGAAGAUUCGGAGUCUCCCACGGCCGUGGAGGAGAAGCCCGCCCUCCACAUCAAACACCGGGGCCGAUACAGCACCCUGUUGCAACAGAAGCUGGUGGAGAGCAACGCCCGCUUAUACUACGACAUCAACGCCACCAUCAAGCAGGUCUACCAAACCGCCAUCAAGGAGAUUGGAGCCAUUACUGGACAGCUGAGCAAUUCCCAAAAUGGCAUCAUCAACGCUUCACACAACAUCCGGCUGGUUCUGGAGGACCUGCGGGCCGUGGCGGACAAGAUAGACAUUAUUAACAGCUGCAAUUUGUUACCGGAUAUCCAGAUAGAGGUGCCUUCAGCGCACACUUGAUGCACAGAUAUGCUUCCUGAACACGGCUGUUGAAGGGGAUGAGGUUAGAGGGGAGGCUGGUUAUAAGAGCUCAGCAGAAAACUGAAAUACGCUGAACUAUUUGUCCAGGGAAAAGAAUUUUUUGCUGCCUCUUUGCUACUUAAAUCGCAGUAGGUCCUCUAUCAUCUAAUAAUUAAGGCUGGACCGAACACACUAAAACUGCUUUCGCUGUUUUGGGGGAAAGAGGGAUGAUCCCAUUUCAAGAGAGUCGUCUUCUCCUGGCUAAUGUUUCCCAUAAUAUCUUUAAAAAAUGUAGACUUGGUUGCACAAGGUUGGAGGCACUUCAUGAGCGUGUAAAUGUAGAAUCGUAUCAGAUUCGUGAGAGUUUGUCCGAAGAUGCUCAACUGCCUUCAUCUAUACACUUAGCUUAUUCAUUUCGGAGGGAAGGUAUGAUUUGAGCAGGACUAAGGAAAAUGAAAUAAUAACUGAUUUAAUUUCACGGGAGGGGUGUAAAUCAAGGGAGUGGUGAUCUACUAUAAAUCGAUUCUAGCUGAUGGUGAUUAAAACACAGCAAGGUCAGUCUUUGUGGAGGUGGUGUCCUGUUUCUGAGCCAUCAAGUUGGUAUCAACUCUUGGUGACCUCGUAGCUAGACCUUCUCCCAUUCUCCAUAGGUGAUCUUUCCGUUCAGAUCUUCACACGGUGCCCCUAUUUCUGCUGUCACUCUUUAAAUUUGGGGACCCAGAUGCUCUUCUGUAGGAUUGUUAUUGCCAAGAGUGAAGUAGAAUAAAAUUUGAAAAUCUGCACUGCUGGUUCAUAAAAACCGAAUCCACAGGCCCUGUUUGAAGGAUCUACAAGCAUUGAUUGAUUGAUUGAUUUUUAAUAAAUUGAUUCUUUUCAAGGUAUAAAAUACAAAAGAAAAUGAAAAUAGUGUGAAGGGGGAAAGAAAAAAGGAAGAGAAAGAAACAAAGGGGAAAAGGAGGGGGAGGAAAAACAUCGACUUGCAACUCUUUUUAGUGCAAUAAAAUAAGACAAUAACA
Molecule: messenger RNA, 1621 nt
Organism: Protobothrops mucrosquamatus (brown spotted pit viper)
Lineage: Eukaryota; Metazoa; Chordata; Lepidosauria; Squamata; Viperidae
Gene: BLOC1S3
Product: biogenesis of lysosomal organelles complex 1 subunit 3
Exons: 2
Coding region: 27-605 (192 amino acids)
Cellular component (GO): BLOC-1 complex
Source: RefSeq, a predicted model, not a curated record